AUGAAGCACUGGCCGUUCAAGGUCACCAAGGGCGAGGCCGACAAGCCGAAGCUGAACGUCGAGUUCAAGGGCGAGCAGAAGAGCUUCAGCCCCGAGGAGAUCUCGUCGAUGGUGCUGACCAAGAUGAAGGAAACCGCGGAAGCCUUCCUCGGUCACGCCGUCAAAGAUGCGGUCAUCACCGUCCCCGCCUACUUCAACGACAGCCAACGCCAGGCUACUAAAGACGCCGGAGCCAUCGCUGGAUUAAACGUUCUGCGCAUCAUUAAUGAGCCGACGGCUGCAGCCAUUGCUUACGGACUCGACAAGAAGGCCAGCGGGGAACGCAACGUGCUGAUUUUCGAUCUUGGAGGCGGUACCUUCGAUGUAUCUAUCCUCGCCAUCGACAACGGCAUCUUCGAGGUGAAAUCGACGGCCGGAGAUACUCAUCUUGGUGGAGAGGACUUUGACAACCGGAUGGUCAACCACUUUGUCGAGGAGUUCAAGCGCAAGAACAAGAGGGACCUCACUACCAAUCCGCGAGCCCUCCGACCCCGGAUGAGGCUGUGGCUUAUGGAGCUGCUGUUCAGGCCGCCAUCCUGUCCGGCGACAAAGAUGAGACCGUCUAGAGCCUGUUGCUCAUCGACGUCGCCCCCUGUCGCUCGGAAUCGAGACCGCCGGUGGAGUGAUGACGCCGCUGAUCAAGGAAACGCCACCAUCCCCACCAAGGCCACCCAGACGUUCACCACCUAUGCCGACAACCAGCCCGGCGUGUUGAUUCAGGUCUUCGAAGGUGAGCGCGCCAUGACCAAGGACAACAACCACCUCGGCAAGUUCGAGCUGUCCGGCAUUCCGCCGGCUCCUCGGGGCGUGCCCCAAAUCGAAGUCACCUUCGACAUCGAUGCGAAUGGAAUUCUCAACGUCACCGCCGCCGACAAGUCGACCCGGCAAGCAGAACAAGAUCACGAUCACGAACGA
Molecule: messenger RNA, 954 nt
Organism: Mesorhabditis spiculigera
Lineage: Eukaryota; Metazoa; Nematoda; Chromadorea; Rhabditida; Rhabditidae
Source: the annotation of a GenBank genome assembly